UGUUCAAAAACUUGCUUCUUUAAAAAGGGCUUUGUAGGUGUCUGUAAAACUCAAUGCAUAGUUUGUAUUUUAUUAUACACUGGCUCGCACAUGGAAGUUCUACAGUAAAAUAAAAAAAUACAUGCAGUCAUUAUGGUCAUCUAUUAAUAGGUGCAGGAAAGCAAAUCUGUCACUGUUUAUUUAAUAUCACAAAUGUCAUUGAGAGCCAUUCAAUAUCCCUCAAAACACUGAAAAGUUAAUGUGAUGUAAUGUGCAAGCUAGACAUAUAGACUGAUGAAAGAGCCAGCUUUAAUAUCACAUUGCCCCGAACUAUUACUGUCGUUUUUAUAAAGGGGCAAAGUGUACAUUGUUAAAAUAGGUUGGCUUUCUAUCUGGUUCAGUUAGAGUUAGGCCAUAAAGAGAUGUAUUUACUUGAUACUGUAAGUAAGAAGGUCAAUGUGUAUUUAUAUAGCGCAUUUAUUGUGUAUACACACCCAAAGUGCUUCAAUCAUGAGGGGGGUCUCCACGCUACCACCAGUAUGCAGCAUUCACUUGGAUGAUGCGACGGCAGCCAAAGGACAACUGCACCAGUGCACUCACCACACACCAGCUAUUAGUGGAGUGGCGUGACAGUGAUAGAGCCAAUUCAGUACAUUAAGAUAAUUGGGAGGCCAUGAUGGUAAGGGCCGCAAGGGAAUUUGGCCAGUACACCAGGGUUACACCAAUACUCUUUAUGAAUUAUGGGAUUUUUAAUGACCACAGAGAGUCAGGACCUCGGUUUAUCGUCUCAUCUAAAAGAUGGCGCCCACUGACAGUAUGGUGUCCCAUUCACUUUUACUGGGGCAUUAGGACUCACACAGACUGCAGCUUGAGCGUCCCCUGCUGGCCUCACUAACACCACUUUCCAACAGCAAUCCAGUUUUCCCAUGUGGUCUCCCAUCCAGGUACUGACAAGGCUCAGCUCUGCUUUCCUUCAUUCUUGAGCUGCAGGGUGAUCUGGCUGUGUGGCUGUAACAAGUUUGAUUUAAUAAAUUAGAUGCAAUUGAAUUAAAUAUAUAAAUUUGGUUCACUGAGGCAUAUUACUGAACAUAAUCGAAAAGACUUGACCCCCUGAUCACAAAUGUAUAAUUUUCAUUCAUGCUUAUUUUAAGUUAAACAGGUUUCAAGUGCAUUUUUGCAAAGUUAUGCAAAGUUUAACUCAAAAUGUUUAGUCUGUUUGACGGAUGUAUGUCGAGUUGACAAGAAGUUUGUUUGGUUCAAAAAAAAAAAAAAAAAGGCAGCAACUAUUUAUACAGGGAAAUAAUUACUUUUUAGCUUUAGGUGAACUAUGCAGUGUGAAUACAAUCAGCUUAAACACAAUGCCUUUUAUUUCUCAAAAUAGAUUACUUUUCGAAAACCUUUAAAGUUUUAGAAGCUCAAAACCAACAGCAUUUGAAGGAAUACUUUUGAAGAAAUAAGUUUAAUUACUUAUAACUUCUAUUUAAUCUGUCAAUGUCAGAUUGGGAGAUAGAAAAAAGCUGUUCUUUUAGACAGCUGCGAAAGUGAGAGUGCUGAAAAGCGAGAGCACAACCUAAGAUGUGACGUUGAAUGACUCAGGCCAGGAAUGCUCCAUUAACCGGAGGAGGUGGGAAAAAAAUGCAGGAAAGGGGGGGUGGCCUGCGCUAUUCAAAGCUCCUGUCACUCACAGGCGCUCCAGAUUCCAGCUCAGGUGUUCAGAGCCGCGCGCGCGCUCACAGCAAAAACACGCGCACUGCUCACUUCUACACGAGCGGACAGCUGUCAACGGGAACACGCUGACGAUUAUUUGAGAUUACAUACACACAAACACCAAUGGCGCUGUCGUGCGAGAUUUCUGAGCUUUUUCAGGUGAAUAGUUUCUGUUUGUCAUGGGGGCAGAUCGCCUCAGCUCAGCGUUUGCGCACCUGGCCAACCCACGCCAAUGAAGUCGUGCUCCUACAUGCAGUCUGAAGGGCUCCGGAGCGGAGUCGGGUUCCCGUGUUUAUUGUGGAUUAAACCACUUAUGCUGCUUGAUACGCGUAAUUUGUGGAUUUGUGUGUGUUUUUCUUCUCCUGGAUUGAUGAGCACUAUGGAGCUGACGGGGAGAUGUGUGUUGUUGGCGGCGCUGGUGAUGAGCGUUCCUCACCACGCGUGUUCAGGAUGUGUGAACCGAGUGUGUAAUCCACGCAUGGGAAAUCUGGCAGUCGGACGUCCCAUACAGACAGUCUCUCAGUGUGGCUCCACCUCCCCAGAACAAUUCUGUAUGUACAGACCGGACAGUUGUGUGCUAGAUUGUGAGAUAUGUGAUGCUUCAGUAUCUCAGCAUGCACACUCCCCUUCCUCCAUGACUGACUCUCCUUUCAAGCAGCCACUGACCUGGUGGCAGUCGGCACCGGGGACUGCCAUAGAGACUCUGCAGCUGGAUCUGGAGGUGGAGUUUUACUUCACCCACCUCAUUAUCAUUUUCAUGUCGCCACGCCCUGCUGCCAUGGCAAUCGAUCGCUCUCGGGACUUUGGCCAGACAUGGAGCUUGCUGAUGCUGUUUUCCCACAACUGCAGUGAAGUGUCCAGCUUGGAGGACGGACAACGCUGCACAGCGAAAUACUCCUCCGCCGAGCCAUGCACAAAUGGGGAGGUGAUUUACCGUGCACUGUCACCUUAUGAGAGGCUGGAUCCAUACAGCACUGAUGCCCGCUCACUGCUGGGCGUCACUAAUGUCAGGAUUCGUCUGCUUCAGCCACACUCCUGCCCCUGUCCGAUUGCUGAUGCCAAUGCAGCAACUCCCCGAUAUGCCAUCUCUGACCUCAUUUUAAAAGGAGGCUGCCUGUGCCAUGGACAUGCAGACCAGUGUGUGCCCACUGGAGGCAAACACAACUCAAAAACAUUUGGAAAACACGUGGUGCACGGUAAAUGCUUAUGCCGGCAUCACACGGCUGGAGAUCACUGUGAACGCUGCCAUCGCCUUUACAAUGACAGACCAUGGAGAGCAGCUGACGGCUUAACAGGAGAAGCAAAUCAGUGUGUUGAGUGUAAGUGUAAUGGCCAUGCGGAGAGCUGUCACUUUGAUGAAAGCGUAUGGCUGCGGUCGGGUCAGCAGCACGGUGGCGUUUGUGACUGUCUUCACAACACCACCGGCCAACACUGCCAACACUGUCAGAGCGGCUUCUACAGAGAUCCGGAGAAACCCUCCACCGCCCCAGAUUCCUGCACACCUUGUAUGUGUAACCAUGUCGGUUCCUCAUAUUGUAAACCUGAUAACGGAGAGUGUGUCUGUAAGCCAGGGGUGGCUGGGAGGCACUGUGAGCAGUGCAUGCUGGGAUACUGGGGUUUGGAUGAGUACGGUUGCAAGCCAUGUCAGUGUGCUGGGGAUUGUGACCCUUACACCGGAGACUGUAUGAUUAGGUCUGAGUCAGAUGACAACAGCACAGCAGAAAAUCAUCUGUUUCGGACAGAAGAGCUGUUCUCCGCCCUCAGUCAUCCAGACAAAUGCAUUUGCAAACAGCAAGCUCUCGGGAACAGCAAAGUCUUCUGCAAUGCCAAAUAUGCUUAUGCAGUGAAAGUGCGAGUGUUGGGCGCUCAUGAUAAAGGCUCUCAUGCAGAGGUGGAUGUGAAGAUCCUAAAGGUAUUGUGGGACAACACUCGCCUCAGACUCUCUCGAGGAAGCCGGACACUUUAUCCCGAGUCCUGGAUGUCUCGAGGCUGCACCUGCCCCGUGCUCUUUCCAGGAUUGGAGUAUCUUGUGGUGGGACACGAGGAUGUGAGAAAAGGUCGCCCUGUUGUUAACAUGAAGAGCAUAGUGAAGCCAUGGAGAGCCAGCUUGAGUCGGAAAGUCCAUCAGCUGCUGAAAACCAAAUGUAGCUGAAAGACGCAGUGAGAUGUUCAAAACAAAUGCACACGCCAACUUAGACUUUAUUUAACUGUGAUCGUUCUUCAUCAUCUGAAUCAAACUAAUGCUUUAGGUGUAAACCCAGCCGUUCUGGUGUAUCUGCUAGCUGUCAGGUCCAUACUAGCACUGUACAGAAUGUACUGUAUAAUAUAAAUGUAUGUAUGUGUGUAUAUAUGAAUAUAAGAUAAUAAUGUGUAGUUUUUUUUAUUUCUUUAACUAACCUUGUAUAUAGCAUGCUUUUUGUACAGAAGAAAAAUAUAAUGCAUACAUGCUA
Molecule: messenger RNA, 4136 nt
Organism: Danio rerio (zebrafish)
Lineage: Eukaryota; Metazoa; Chordata; Actinopteri; Cypriniformes; Danionidae
Source: RefSeq, a predicted model, not a curated record